Molecule: messenger RNA, 1815 nt
Organism: Rhipicephalus sanguineus (brown dog tick)
Lineage: Eukaryota; Metazoa; Arthropoda; Arachnida; Ixodida; Ixodidae
Product: microtubule-associated serine/threonine-protein kinase 4-like
Exons: 10
Coding region: 139-1815 (558 amino acids)
Biological process (GO): protein phosphorylation
Molecular function (GO): protein binding; ATP binding; protein kinase activity
Source: RefSeq, a predicted model, not a curated record
CCUUGGUAGGGCACAGUAGCACGCAACAGAGUUAUAUAGGCUCUCAACCCGCUGUGAAUUGUUCGCUCCCUGACAGUCACGUGACAAUCUGUGACGAUAGCGUGUUUGUGGCGUACACAGGAGGCCUACGUGACCAUCAUGGAGUUCAUACCCGGUCUGGACCUGCAGCGUGUGGUGACCAAGGCCGAGUACCUCAAGAUCGAGGCCGUUCAGAUAAUCAUGGCUCAGCUAAUACUCGCCGUCGAGCACAUGCACCUGCACGGGUGCCUGCACAGGGACAUCAAGGUUUCCAACAUGCUCAUAAUGCCUGGCGGAAGGGUCAAGGUAAUCGACUUCGACACGACCAAGAUCUGCCACGGCCACUUUGCCAAGCACGUGCUGAGGCACUACUUCAAGAGGACGGCGUUCGAAUUCAACGACGGCGAGUCGGCCGGUACCAUACCUUACAUGGCGCCGGAGAUACUCAAGAGACGACCGUACGGUCGCUCCGUGGACUGGUGGUCGUCGGGCAUCGUCAUGUACAAGAUGAUGACGGGCAAGGUGCCGUUCCGAGGCAAGACGAAGCAAAUGCUGCGCGAGCGCAUCAUCACGGCGCCGCUCAAGUGGCCCCGGGCCACGGACCAGCACGGACACUCGGCCACCACACCGGCCAAGGACAUGACGUACCGCAUGCUGCGCAAGAACCCCGCCGAGAGGCUCGGCUCGCGCAUCUACUCCGACCUCAAGACGCACCCCUUCUUCGACGACUUCAACUGGAAGCAGCUGUACGUCAAGGAGGACCUCAUCGAUAUACCCGCCAUCAAGGAGCUGCAGGAGGAGGACAAGAAGAAGAUCAAGGACGCCCCGGACGAUGACGAUGAACGGCGCCACCAGAAGAUCGAAGACAUGACCGACAUCCUGCCCGAGAUGCAGAAGCCGUUGCUUUGCUACGCCUCCAAGAGUUUCCGAAAACUCAUGGUUGCGCUGAAGGAGAAGCGUGGCAAAGUCACCGCGGACAUGAUCAACUCGGUCGGCGAAGAGAGCUCCGAGCUGAAAUACGACCAGCCGAAACGCAACACCGACAGCAUGGUUGACACCACCGAAGUCCGCGAGGGCCCCGAUAAAGUCGACCUUCUUCUGUACAGGAAGAAGAAGUUCUACAAGUUCUGGGGCUACGGCUUCUCGCUGCGACGGGCAAAGGGCGAAGACGAUGCCUACUACAUCUACGUGGACACGGUGACGGCGGACAGCCCAGCGGACAAGUCGACCGUUCUCCCGCUGGACGUCCUGCUGUACGUGAAUGGCACGUCCGUGAUGAACGAGUCCCUGUCCAAGGCGCGCAAGCUAAUCUCGCGCUCGGGCGACACCCUGGUGCUGUCGGUGAUGUCGUGCAGCCCCUACCGCAUCCUCACCACGCGAAGGGACAUGUUCACCAUCAUGCGCUCCGUGCCCAAGGAACAGGUGCGUGCUGGCUUCUCGUGUGGCGGCUCGAUGCCCUACGGUCUAGGCCUCAUCGAUGCCAUGGUCUACGACGACAAGGCCAAGCAGUUCACUCGCUGCUUCGUGGUCACGCGCGCCGACGUGACCGUGUCGGGCAAGGGCUCCCUGUACCCGGGCGACGUGGUCACCAUGGCGGACGGCACGGCCCUGGAGACGCUGACCAUGGAACAGGUCCUCCAGAUGCUCGGAGUGGGCAAAGCCGAGGUCAACCUGUCCAUUGUGCCGCUGUCGCCGUUGCGCUCCAACCGCGUCCUCAUGAGCAAGAUGCAGGAGCAGACCAUCACCGACGCCAGCGUGCCCACGCGCUCGACGCACGCAGCUGAGGUCAACGUCUGA